UCGGAAAGCACUUCCUGGUGAGCGCCAGUGAGAAAGAUGAAUGUGGGCGUAGCUCACAGCGAGGUGAACCCCAACACCCGGGUGAUGAACAGCAGAGGGAUAUGGCUGGCCUACCUGCUGUUGACCGUCGUGUUGCACAUUGUCCUGCUCAGCAUCCCCUUCUUCACCGUGCCUCUGGUCUGGACCCUCACCAACGUCAUCCACAAUCUGGCGAUGUACUUGUUCCUGCACACAGUUAAGGGAACCCCGUUUGAGACGCCAGAUCAGGGUAAAGCUCGCCUGCUCACGCACUGGGAGCAAAUGGACUACGGCAUCCAGUUCACUUCCUCUCGCAAAUUCCUCACCAUCUCGCCCAUCGUUCUGUAUAUUCUUGCCAGUUUCUACACGAAAUACGAUGCCACUCAUUUCCUCGUCAACACAAGUUCCCUACUCAGUGUGCUGCUUCCAAAGUUGCCUCAGUUCCACGGAGUACGGAUAUUUGGCAUCAACAAAUACUGACACAAGCGACUCACGCUGGAUCCUAGCAUUCAGUUUCAGUGGACUAAACGUCUCAGGGUUAGCGAUGAAGAAGAGGAGAAUCAAUCUGACGCGUCCUAUAACUAUCCAGACUCUGUGAUGGAGGGAUCUAUGAAGUUUAUACUGCCUCGUGUGGCCCUGAAUUGAAUGAACCAAAAUGCACUGCUGUACUGAGCUGUUGUGUAUGAUGAUGUGCUAUAGGUUACUGAAUUAGUCUGAUGUCCUACUUCACUUUUCUACAUUUGACAUUCCUGUUGUAUAUCUGCUAAUCGCCGGGCACCAAACCGGCACUAGAGACUGCAAACUGUUGCUUUCUAGAAAGAGCAGAGUUUAGAUGGCAUCCUGUGUAAAGUUGGGGGAUAAGUCGUGGAUUUAUUUUCUGUCAAAAGUACAUUGGAAAAGAACAGCAUCCUCUAGUCUCAGACAUAGCUUUUAGUUUUUCUUAUCCAAACUGCACUGGCUGUGAGUAUUUAAAAACUGUGAGGUACUUGACCGUGCCAUUUCACGAGGUUGUGUGUGACUGUGUUUAUUAUGGCAGCGUGCCGGUUCCCUAAUUGUCGAAAGACUAACCGUGCCCUUUGCGGUGCCCUGCAAGGUUUCAUUUUCUCUUUUCUCUGUCACAUCCGAUGAUUUCCAUUCAUGUGGUCAUGUGUCAGUAGUAAAUAUUUUUCAUCCAUGUUGUUUCCAAGUUCAAAUGAUGUACCGUGCUGC
Molecule: messenger RNA, 1227 nt
Organism: Lampris incognitus (smalleye Pacific opah)
Lineage: Eukaryota; Metazoa; Chordata; Actinopteri; Lampriformes; Lampridae
Gene: ormdl2
Product: ORMDL sphingolipid biosynthesis regulator 2
Exons: 4
Coding region: 37-498 (153 amino acids)
Biological process (GO): negative regulation of ceramide biosynthetic process; intracellular sphingolipid homeostasis; ceramide metabolic process
Cellular component (GO): endoplasmic reticulum membrane
Source: RefSeq, a predicted model, not a curated record